This is a messenger RNA of Guillardia theta CCMP2712, 1209 nucleotides long. RefSeq lists its product as hypothetical. The coding region runs from base 1 to 1209 and encodes 402 amino acids. The record is from RefSeq and is a predicted model, not a curated record. The transcript has 8 exons. Lineage: Eukaryota; Cryptophyceae; Pyrenomonadales; Geminigeraceae.
AUGUCGGGCUACUCGCAGAUGAUGUAUGUUAGUGAUUCAGCGUCUAGUGACCACGAUGAGCCUUUCAUCUGCGACAAGCACUCGUUCGCAAUGCCUGACCUGCUCGUCGGUGGAGUCAAACUACAGCUUUCCACGUACGAGAACGCACAGAUUCAGUGUCAAGACGGCAAUAUUUCCAUUAGCCUGAACAACUACACGGGAAAGCUCUUGUUCCUACCGAGGCAGAAGGAGGAAGGGGCAUGCAAGCUUUUGUCCGAUUCUUCUCUCGAUGUCAAGACCCCGCACAAACCGAUAGACCCAGACACCGUCGCAACAGUCCAACGCGGAAAAUCAAAGAAGCAUAAAGACCCACUGGAUAUCGCGGAGCACAAGGGAGAGGAUAAAGUGGAGGAGGUGGAGGAAGAGGAGCACGCAGCUGUGCCAGCAUCUCUUCUCGAUGCCUCCUGUAACGACGAACUCUCGAACGAUCCUUUCAGUGACCUCCCGCACAUUCUCGAGAAACUCCCCAAGGCUGACUCGCUCUGCCACUUCGAUGGAGGGCCAGGGGAGGAGCGAGGCAUCUUCAACUUUCUCGGCAAGAAGGCGGUCAAGUUCGGAGUGAUCGAGGUGACUAGCUCUGGCUACGAUGCUGCUUUCAGACGGCCAGAGGACAUGCUAGCGGGCAAGAAGAGCGGCGACGGGUGUGUUGCCGUGCCGGAUGAGGAUAAUAACGACAAUGUCUUCUUCGAGUUUUCUCUCAAACGAGGACUCGAGAUGAGGGUUGAGAGCUACUCCCUCCGAAACGGCUCGAGGGACUGCGGAACGUACUUGAAGGAUUGGGUGAUUGAGCAGAAGGUGAUGGGGGAAUGGGAGCUGCUUGACCAGCAAAGUUCCCACCUCCUGGACGGGAAUCGGCAAACCCUCCAUCAUUUCAAGAUUGACACAGAGCUAGGGAAUUUCCCAGCGUUUACCUCCAGCAUACGGAUUCGGCGUGUCGGACCGCAGCACGAGCGGCAUCCCCUCUGGCUAUUGUCGAUUGAGCUCUUCGGCUUUCUCCGGCGAGAGGCCUUCGACUCGCUGGAGUCGCAGGAGCUGCUCUGCGAGGAUUACGCGCUCUCCAUUCCCCCGGAGGAGCCGCCUACGAAGAAGUCCAAGGCCUCGACGCCGGGGAAGAAGAGCUCGCAGCUGGACAUUUCCAAGUUCUUUCCGAAGAAGAGCGCAGGAGAGUAG